Messenger RNA from Oreochromis niloticus (Nile tilapia), 1977 nucleotides. Its product is annotated as lysosomal-associated transmembrane protein 4B. The transcript is spliced from 7 exons. Gene Ontology annotation, cellular component: lysosomal membrane. The record is from RefSeq and is a predicted model, not a curated record. The coding region runs from base 173 to 880 and encodes 235 amino acids. NCBI's taxonomy places the organism in Eukaryota, Metazoa, Chordata, Actinopteri, Cichliformes, Cichlidae.
GUGAUUUUAACCGUGACGCGGGCUUGUCGCCUUCUGGUCCGCUAAGCUGCUCACCGUGAUAAGUACCGGACGGGUCAGGGGCAGUCAGAGCCUGUUCGUCAACUCUUGCUCGGUGAGGACGUCGAUAGGACAGCGGGGACUCUUCCUUCACACACACCGACACCGUUUGUAAAUGCCUGCAGACACACAAAAGAUGAUGAUGACGGCCUCUCCGUGGGACCGCUGGUACUCCACGCGCUGCUGCCUGUGUUGCCAUGUCCGCACGGGAACCAUCAUCCUGGGGGUCUGGUACAUGCUCAUCAAUGCUGUGGUAUUACUCAUCCUGCUCACUGCGCUCAGCGAUCCUGAGCAGUACCACUUGACCAGUGCCGAGCUGGCUAAUGACCUGGAUGUCAUGGAUGAUGCCAACAUGUGCAUCGCCUCAGCGAUCUCUCUGCUGAUGAUACUUAUCUGUGGGAUGGCAACAUAUGGUGCCUACAAGUUACGUCCUGCCUGGAUCAUCCCUUUUUUCUGCUACCAAAUAUUUGACUUUGCCCUCAACACCUUGGUGGCUGUCAGCAUCGUAGUUUACCCAAACACCAUUCAGGAUUACCUGCAGCAACUGCCUGAGAACUUUCCCUACAAAGAGGAAGUCGCUGCUCUCAGUAACGUGUGCUUGGUCGCCAUCGUGCUGCUCUUCAUCGGCUGUAUUCUCAGCUUUAAGGCAUACCUGAUAGCAUGCGUGUGGAACUGCUACAGGUAUGUGAGCGGACGGGGUAGUUCUGAAAUCCUGCUGUACGUUACGACCAAUGACACCACUGUGCUGUUACCUCCUUAUGAUGACAGUGUCAGUGUCCCUCCCAAGCAGGCUCCUCCACCUUACACUACUGUUACAGCAUGAAAACAUUCCCGGGAUCCUGCUGACUGCUGUUGAUAAAAGAUCAGCAGAAUUGAUGCACCACACUGCCUCUCCAGUGUACAGUAUAUUUCUGGAUAUAUUGUAGCUACACACACAUUACCGUUCUCUUAAUGCAUUUAGACGCAUGUGUACAAAAACACCUUGGACAGAUAUACAGACACACACCACCGUGACCUCUCGUCCCUUCCUGUUAUUUACUUAUUCUUAUGUAUUUCUCUCCUGUAGCUCUCUGUGUAUCUCUGUCUCUUAGUAUUCAUCCAGAAACGAUGUGCACUUUUAUGCAUUUGAAGCGAAACAAGACAAAAGCACUAGAAAGUUCGAUAGAUGAUAUAUAUUUUUAUUAAUUCUAUUUAUGCUCUCUGUGUCUGUAAUUGUAUUCUGUGGGUCCUACCUUUUCAAAACAUAUUUAACUUGUGCAGAAAUGCAAAAACCCCCAAACAAAAACAAACGUGUUUCCUGUUUGUCUUGUCUGAGCUCGUGAUCAGGGUUGGAUUGCCUUCAUUCAUAGCUUUCUCUCUCAUGAGGUGCACUUCAUGGAGCCACGUGUGAAGUGUCACCUUGACGGGAAGUUUCCCAAAGAAAUGCACCUGCCUGUGUUCUGACAUGAUCAAGGAGCAACCUAGUGUAUAUCAAACAUAUCAGCUUAUUCUACCACAGACAUAAUCACGGUCUCGUGUUCUAGAAAUCAGGAGUGUUGAUUUGUGCUGACUGAUAUUCAUAACUUUUUAAUGUAAUUGUGUCUUUCUACUGAUUGAUGAUAAAUGUCUUGGAUUGCUGUUUAUCUAGAAUCACUGAUCUGGAAUCAGUUUGCUAUUUGAAGUCACUAUAAGUUGGUUGCUGGACAGGGGACUCGGAACCCAAUAAAUAUGGACUCUGGUUGUGUUUUUUCAAUUAAGCCUAAUGGGAGCUUUCUUGUCUGUGUAAACAUUACACAAGUCUGUUCCACCAGAUGGAGUUACUGGCAAGCCACUCGUCCCUGGACACAAAAUGUCCUGCAAGGACUCAGAUGUUAAACCUGCUGUAUGGAAAACAAAGAUGUGACAUAUAUUUAUCUAUUAAAAUCCAAUUUCACUGAUGAA